GAGAGAGACAGAGAGAGAGAGAGAGGGAGAGAGAGAGAGAGACAGAGAGAGAGAGAGAGAGCGAGAGAGUGAGAGAGAGGAGACCCUGUCAGGGGAUGGCUCCACCACAGAACGGACAUUUAGCACCACCACUACUACCAGCACCUUGAGGAGCAUAGGAGAACUAAGGCUAUUAAGUACUCAGACACUGGAAUACUGGAGUACCCAGACACUGGACCACUGAGCCACAGGACCACCCAGACACUGGACCACUGAGCCACUGGAGUACUCAGACACUGGACCACUGGAGUACUCAGACACUGGACCACUGGAGUACCCAGACACUGGACCACUGGAGUACCCAGACACUGGAACACUGAGCCACUGGACCACUGGAGUACCCAGACACUGGACCACUGAGCCACUGGAGUACUCAGACACUGGACCACUGGAGUACUCAGACACUGGACCACUGGAGUACCCAGACACUGGAACACUGGAGUACCCAGACACUGGACCUACUGCAGGGAAGGGAGGGAAAAUACUGGACUGUUGGAAUCAACAUGAGCAUGCGUCCAUGAUGAGUGUUCCUCAGCCUGACCCGGAUGAGAUGCCCCCCUCCACCGUCACCCCUGUCACCACCCCCACCCUGAGCCCGACCCCACCAAUCACAGACGGGCUGGAGUGUAAGAUCUGUUACCAGCGUUACAAUGUCCACAACCGCAGGCCCAAGAUCCUGGACUGCCUCCACCGGGUGUGUGCCCGCUGCCUCAACAAGAUCCUGGACACGGGGGACGUCUUGGGCUGCAUUUCCUGCCCCUUCUGCCGACACGAAACAGAGGUCAGCGAAUACGAGGUGUCGGGCCUCCCCGACGACUCCAACGUCAUAUCCUGCCUGGCUGUCAGGGAUAAGUCCUGGAGCUCCGACCAAGAGGUGACCCUCACCCCCGAGAGCCUGUCCUCCACCUCCCCCUCGCUUCACUCCUCCAACUGCCUGGUGAUCACUAUCAUGGAGGUUCAGAGGGACACGGGGCACGGGGGCCUGGGCAGCUCAGACCACUUCACAGAGCACAGCCUGGACUCUAUCUCUGUGGGCUCCAACGGGCAGGAGGUUCAGGAAGCCCUGUCAAAGAUGUGUUCGCACGUCCCCCGGAUCCUGGUGUGGCUCCUGGGGUUGUUCUACUUCGGGUCCCUGCCCCUGGGCAUCUACCUGCUGGUGAUCCAGAGGGUGACGCUGGGCAUAGUCUGUGUGAGCCUGGUACCGUCCAGUCUGACUGUGUGUCUGGUCUAUGGGUUCUGCCAGUGUCUCUGCCAGGGCAUGUGUGACUGCUCGUCUAGGGGCUGACUGACUGACUCAACAAGGUACUGACUGAUGCUGGGGUUGGAGGGAGGUAAAAUACUGGACUGUUGGAAUCAACAUGGCGUCCUUUACUGUCCGAAUCUAACGACCAGCCGGGUUGGAGGGAGGGAAAAUACUGGACUGUUGGAAUCAACAUGGUGUCCUUUACUGUCCCAAUCUAACGACCAGCCGGGUUGGAGGGAGGGAAAAUACUGGACUGUUGGAGUCAACAUGGCGUCCUUUACUGUCCCAAUCUAACGACCAGCCGGGUUGGAGGGAGGGAAAAUACUGGACUGUUGGAAUCAACAUGGUGAGUCAACAUGGUGUCCUUUACUGUCCCAAUCUAACGUCCAGCCGGGUUGGAGGGAGGGAAAAUACUGGACUGUUGGAGUCAACAUGGUGAAUCAACAUGGUGUCCUUUACUGUCCCAAUCUAACGUCCAGCCGGGUUGGAGGGAGGGAAAAUACUGGACUGUUGGAGUCAACAUGGUGAAUCAACAUGGUGUCCUUUACUGUCCCAAUCUAACGACCAGCUGGGUUGGAGGGAGGGAAAAUACUGGACUGUUGGAAUCAACAGAACCUUCCAGGCAAACUGUCAAUAUGUCUCAGAACCUUACAGUCAAACUGUCAAUAUGUCUCAGAACCUUCAACUGUCAAUAUGUCUCAGAACCUUCCAGUCAAACUGUCAAUAUGUCUCAGAACCUUCGAGUCAAACUGUCAAUAUGUCUCAGAACCUUCCAGUGAAACUGUCAAUAUGUCUCAGAACCUUCCAGUCAAACUGUCAAUAUGUCUCAGAACCUUCCAGUCAAACUGUCAAUACGUCUCAGAACCUUCCAUUUCUAUAGGUUCGUUUUAUUUCCAUGUGCAACAACGGGGCCCUUUGGCAGUAAAGACAAGGGAGUUGCAGUUUCUAAUAGAUCAGAUAAUAAGAGCAUUACCAUUUAGCCCAUCUAGUCCAGAGAAUCUGGAGACAAACAGGACCAUAAAGAUGUCUCCAUGUUCCCUCAACUGGGCCUCAGUACCAUUUAGCCCAUCUAGUCCAGAGAAUCUGGAGACAAACAGGACCAUAAAGAUGUCUCCAUGGUCCCUCAACUGGGCCUCAUUACCAUUUAGCUCAUCUAGUCCAGAGAGUCUGGAGACAUAAAGAUGUCUCUCUGUCUGCCUGUUCCCUCAACUGAGCCUCAGAACCAGCUGGCUGAGUGUUGUCCUGAGGCUCUAUGGGGUUGGUUUGGGUUAGU
This is a messenger RNA of Oncorhynchus kisutch (coho salmon), 2555 nucleotides long. Its product is annotated as E3 ubiquitin-protein ligase RNF182-like. The transcript has 3 exons. The record is from RefSeq and is a predicted model, not a curated record. Lineage: Eukaryota; Metazoa; Chordata; Actinopteri; Salmoniformes; Salmonidae. Bases 557 to 1324 code for a protein of 255 amino acids.